Tilletiopsis washingtonensis is the source of this 2156-nucleotide messenger RNA. RefSeq lists its product as hypothetical. The record is from RefSeq and is a predicted model, not a curated record. The transcript is spliced from 8 exons. Bases 94 to 2115 code for a protein of 673 amino acids. Gene Ontology annotation, molecular function: protein binding. NCBI's taxonomy places the organism in Eukaryota, Fungi, Basidiomycota, Exobasidiomycetes, Entylomatales.
AAGCUAGCAGCCUUCGCCAGUAAGGCCUGCCUUACGGAUAGCUGCAGCGCACACUGCCGCCUGUCGACGGCUGACGGCCGCAGCGCCGCAAGCAUGGCGCAGUCGCCGUCGGGCCCGCACUCGCUGCUCGGCAUCACGCUGCUGCCCAGCCUCUCGCUCGCCAGCGGCGCCGGCGCCAGCAGUGCAGCAGCCGGCAUGACCAGCAGCGGCACAAGCGGCAGUGCGCUGUCUGCACAUCCCAGCCGCGGCCGUCUGGUUGCCGCGCCGCUUUCGCCUGGAGCGGCACCGCUGCCGCCGGCCCUCUCGCUGCCCUGCGCGCACGCCUCGCCGCCGCCGCUGCCACCUGCCGCUGCGGCGGCGACACCGACGACGAGCGCACCGGCGAUGAGCACGCCCGACCGCAACCCGACCUCUUCGCUGCUAGGCCCUGCUGGCGGUCGUGCGCCGCCGCUUGCACCGUCGCUCACCACCGUCUCCGGCUCGCAUGCGCAGUCGCCCUUCGCAGCAGCGGUCGCAGCUGGCGAGGCCCGCCGCCGACCGACGACACCAUACACGGCACCGCAGCAUGCCGCAUUUGCACAGCAGCAGCAUUCAGCAGCCGCUGAGCCGGAGUUCUGCACGCUGCCCGACUUCUCUGCCGACGCGCCGAACCGCGGCGACGUGCGCGUGCGUGUGUCGGGCGUGGAGUUCUGGGUGCAUCGCGACAUUCUGUACUUCGCCUCACCCUUCUUCCGCGCUCUGCUCGAGGGCGACUGGAAGGAGUCGCAUCCUUCGCUCCACUCGCGUUCCAGCGACGCUUCCUCGACACACUCGCGGCGCAGCUCACUGGACGCAAGUGGUGCUGAGCAAGCAGAUGAAGAACAGACUGCAGAAUCCUCGUCGCCCCACGCUGAUGAGCCGCUUCCCGAUCUGGAGUCCGGCGACAGCGCUGCAGCUGAUGCUGAUGCUGACGAGUUGACCUCGGACGAGAGCGAUCUCAUGUCCUUUCCGUCCCCUCGCACAAGAGGCGCAUCGCCGCGUGCAAGCUUCCACUCCGCGUUGCAUUCGCUGCCGCACGAUCUCGAGGACCUGGCCAUGACUCAGUCGGCGCUCUCCACGUCUCCGCGCCAGCGCAGCGUCAGCACGGGUGUCGAUGCUGCUCUGAGCCGACUCACUGGAUCGGACGUCGUCAUGGAGAGAUCGCGCUCCGCGCGCGUCACUUCUACCUCUGCACCCAUGACGCCGUCCGAGUCCACGACCACGGCUGCAACACUGGUGAACACGGGCUCAAGCUCGACUGACACAGUCGUGACUCGGCUGCGCGGCCUCGCAACGCCGCCGCGUUCGCCGGAUGCCGCUGCGUCGGUCCUGCCCCCUGCCAUGGCUGCUGCACGCCAGCGGCGCCGGCAGAAGCCGCCGGUGGCGGUGGUCAAUCUGCCGGAGGAAGAUCCGGGCACGUUCCAGGAUGUGUUAUCGCACGUCUAUCCGCAUCUGGACCUCUGCGUGACCUGGUACAAUGUCGCCUCGCUCAUGACGUUCGAGGCCAAGUUUGGCGUGCCCUUCCUGCGCCGCAGCUGCACGGCCUGGCUACGCGCCGCGCUCGCUGGCCGGCCGAUCGAGGCCAUGGCGCUGGGCGAGAAGCAUGGCCUCGAACACGAGUACAAGGAGGCCAGCAGACACGUGCUCGACAACAUGUCGAGCUGGAAGAGCGACGAGCUGGCGGUGCUCAGCGGCGAGACGCUGCUGAAGCUGGAGAGAAAGCGCACCUGGUUUCUCGAGCGCCUGCUGAAGCUGGGCCUCGCGAAUCCUGCCCGAGACUACGAGUGCCAUGCCGGCUGCCCAGACCCGCAGGGCUGCGCACGGAACCUGCAGGAGCGCUGGCAAGCCGCAUAUGCCGCUUCUUUCCGCUUCGGUCCGCCGCAGCCGAGCGUCAUCUGGCGGCACUUGCGCGAGCUCGACGGUGCUGGCGGUCAGCCACUGGCGAGCUGCCAUCGCGCCAGCCAGGCCUGGGUGCAGCUGCUGUUCGACCGCAUGUUCAACAUCACCGUCGGCCUCAGCGGCGCCAAGCCGCAGCCGAAGUUCCUCAGUGUCAAGCUGCACGACGAGCCGCGCCCGCGCGGCGCUCGAUACCCAUGACCCCAUACCCUCCGUGCGCCACGUUGAAUGAUGAUUGACGA